Messenger RNA from Mizuhopecten yessoensis (Yesso scallop), 729 nucleotides. RefSeq lists its product as uncharacterized. The transcript has 3 exons. The coding region runs from base 35 to 553 and encodes 172 amino acids. The record is from RefSeq and is a predicted model, not a curated record. NCBI's taxonomy places the organism in Eukaryota, Metazoa, Mollusca, Bivalvia, Pectinida, Pectinidae.
UUUACAAAUGGCUGAUGUAUACUAACAGUGAGACAUGGGAGUCUGUACAUCAGCAGGCGCCACGGUCCAACAUUCAGAUGAUGACAAUGCAGCUGAAUCAAUUCGGAUUUCAGAAAGGGAUACUGCCAUUAAACAACACAUAGAAAAUCUGGAGCAUCACAUUGCAGAUCUGACUUCAAAAAUACAACAACUGGAAGUUAACGUUACAAACAAAGACGAACAAGUAGGCAGUCUUAAGAAAGAACUCGGAGAUGUCAAAGAAAAAUUAGAGAAUGAUUUAACUGCAUUAAGAACAGACUUCGAGUAUCUUCAAUCGGAAUUGCAAAGAAAACCCACGUCAAAUAGUAUAACCAUACUCCACGCGGACACAGUCAACGCUUCAGACGCGGCAACAAACCAUUUUACGGCUAGUGAAAUGCAGGUCGAUAACUCAAAUUUACAAACUGUACAUACAAAGGAGAAGCACAUUUCUGUUAACGAAAACACUAAAACUCGUACACACAGCACUGAUCAAAUACCGAAACCGAGACCUAAUUGGAAAUUAUCUAAAUGAAACGUUUUUAGCCCACAAAUAUCAGAUGAUGGGCUAUUCGAAUCACACUCCUUCCGCUGUCCGUCUGUUCGACUGUCCGCUAUUUCUCAAUAAGUCAAAUUCAUUAUGUAGAUUCAGCUUGGCCUUUAGUUGUGCAUGUUUACUUUUGAUACUGAUCAAAUAAAGAAAAAUGCUGA